AUGGCGGAAGAUAGAGCAGAGACUUUAGUAGAAAAUAAAGAUGACCCCAAAACUAGUAAAGAACAGUCCCAUAGCUUCAGCCAGGACCUCAGGGGGGCUCUGGUCACCAGUGUCCUAAACCUCGAGACACUGGAUGUAGACUUGUACAGAGGAACACAUCAUUGGGUCCCCAAGUCCCAACGGUUGUUUGGAGGUCAAAUAGUUGGCCAAGCUCUGGUGGCAGCUGCCAAGUCGGUCAACGAUAGUCUCUAUGCCCAUUCUCUUCACUGCUACUUUGUACGAGCAGGUGACCCCAAAGUACCAGUGCUGUACCAGGUGGACCGCACCAGAGAUGGCCGCAGUUUCUCUGUUCGCUCUGUCAAAGCAAUUCAACACGGAAAGCCCAUCCUUAUCUGCCAGGCCUCUUUUCACAUUCUGCAGCCCAGUCCAAUUGAACAUCAGUUCACCAUGCCUGUCGUGCCUCCGCCAGAAGACCUCCGAACAAUAGAGGAACUAAUACAAAUUUAUCUUAAUAAGCCGGAUCUUGCUGAAAACCUUAAACUGGGUCUCAAUAAACUGCUUGCUAAUGAGGUGCCCAUUGAAAUAAAGCCUGUUAGUCCACCAACAUUCAACAGAGCUUUUGCUACUGAGCCAAAGAUGGUAUUUUGGGUCAGAGCUCGAGGAUUUAUAGGAGAAGGAAACAUGAAGCUGCAUACUUGUGUUGCUGCUUAUGUAUCAGACUAUUCUUUCCUGAGAACAGCACUCCUGCCAUAUCCCAACCAAAGGGUGAUGUUCUCUGCCUCCCUAGACCACGCCAUGUGGUUUCACAGCACUUUCCGCAGUGAUGAGUGGAUGCUCUAUGAGUGUGAAAGCCCUUGGGCAGGGGGUUGUCGUGGUCUGGUCCAAGGCAAGAUGUGGAGAAGAGAUGGGGUCCUGGCAGCCUCUUGUUCCCAAGAGGGUGUUCUCAGAGUGAAGUCAGCCAAGCACAGCAGCAAACUGUAA
Messenger RNA from Knipowitschia caucasica, 981 nucleotides. NCBI's taxonomy places the organism in Eukaryota, Metazoa, Chordata, Actinopteri, Gobiiformes, Gobiidae. The record is from the annotation of a GenBank genome assembly.